AUGACCGCGGUACCGCUGUGUAUCACAAUGCGGAUUCGAACGGCAAUGAGAAUGCGGCAGAUACUGCUUGCCGGAACGAACGCAAAUAUCCGGGGAGUAUACGGCAGCUGGCAGCACAGACGACGGCUGUCGCAUCACCAAAGGAAUGGCUCAAUCAUAGAUCCUGGACACCGCAUCUACUCGCUCUCAUCGCCCCGCAUAGUCCGAGGAUUCGCUAGAAACACGCUUUACCUGCUGCCCUUCCUCUUCGACAUGUCGACCACAUCACCACAAAAGCGCAGAGCUACGGCGAUGCGCAGCAGCAGCAUGCUCAAUCAGCCCAUGCGCCAGACUCGAUCUAUGGCAAGAAUCUCGGAUCUGAAUCACUUCACCGAGCUAUCAUCAAGCUCGAGGUUGGUCGAGCAACGCCACCCUCCUUCCUCAUCCUCAUCACAUCCACGGAAUGAAUCACCUCGCAAAGCACGAGCGAGCCAAGCUGCUGAGCUGGAAUCAUUCGAUCCCGAUACACCGGAUACCAGCCUGGCUGCAUGCAUGGAGAGUCCCGUCAAGGGCAGAUUCGACGACUUCGAGUUCGAGUUGGAGACCAGCAAUCCGGAGAUUCCGAAUCGACGCAGACGGAUUGCGCCGCCGCGUCAGUCAUCCCCAUCUGAUGACGUGGGUCUGCCUCGCUCCAAGACGUCAACCAAGAUCGACCGGAGCAGCGCACCUUCCGACAACACUCUGAUGACCAGCCGCAAAGAGAACUCGCCGAAAGCACCGUCGGAAACAUUCCGACCCUCAGCAAGUCCGAUAAAGCCAGUCGCCGCUCUUCCGCAAGCUUCUCGGCUGCAUGGUCCAACUCCUUCGCUUCGUACAUCCUCCAACACCACGGCACCGAGCUCGAAUACCCUUGAAUCCACAAUCUCAAGCAGAGCCAGCUCGGCAAAGCCGCUUCACGGUUCAGCAUCCGACAUCAAACCGGUCGGAAGCAGCCGAGAUUCGAGUCAUCGUCUCGUCUUCGGCUCAUCCGGUGUCAAGUCGGAUGCUGCCAUCAAGCGCAAUCCCUUCAUCGAUGAUGCCGAUGCCAACUCCCUCGCCAUGCUCGGCGAGCCACGUCACUCCCCUGUCAAGCGAUUCCAGGCCAAAUCCGAGUUCAUCAUCUCUUCACCGGAUCGACCCGAUCGCAAACCUAUCAAUCUUCUCGAGCUCAAACCGUCACCUGGAAAAGCUCAGCGCGGCAUCUUCCGACACAACUCUGCUCAGGACGAUGAAGACGAUGACGAUGAUGAUUGGGAUGAAGGGUCCAACACCGUGGAUGAGAUCAGGCUUGUGAAAGGACCUGCACCCAAGCGGGACGAGGCUGUCAACCGCAAGGACCAAUUGCCGUCUUCGUCUGGCUCGACUGCAUCAGCAUCUUCCUCCUCGAACACCAAAAAGCAUUUCAUGCCACGAUCUACAACGUCGCUGGAUGUGAAGCAUACUCUGUCUUCCGAAACGUCGGACGCGCUCGCCAGUCUCGAGGCUUCACUAGCCCGACUCAAAGCCAAGACUCGAAGUCCUCCAAGCUCAGGCUCGACUGCAGUCGGCAUCCAGAAGAAGCAGGACAGUGUCGCAACUGCAGAGACAGCUCAGAAGCGCGAGCUGGGGACCGCCCGACCGUUCGGUAUGACCUCCAGUCGCACCAUGAACUUUCGCACUGCCAAGAGUAUUGCAGGUGGCAGCGAUUCGUCUUUUAGUGGACGAUCUAAUGCGGCAGACCAGAGCAGCGACAGUGGCGGUUUCAAACGUCCCUCUGGUCGCAUCUCGGCCCUCGCCAAGUCUCGCGAGACGAGCUCGGACCUUCGGUCGGUGAACAACCCUAGCCUGGCGAGCUCCAAGUCGAUGAUGUCGUUCGGAGCUCCGAGACUGCCUGAUUUCAGCGGGCUCGCUGGCAAGUCUGCGUCGAGGCCGCCGGUGUCAGGAUCGCGUACGUCGAGUCUCGAGAUUGCUUCGAGCAGUCUCUCGAGAGCCGAGGAGGACGCUGCUCAGGAGGAAGAGGUGGCUCGCCUGGCGGAGGCGAAGAGGCAGGCUGAGAUCAAGGCUGCCAAGCGUAGAUCCAUGUCGUCGCUGUCCAGUGGUAUGCCACCGCCUCAAGCUGUUCACAGGAGGGAGUCAGAGAACGCCAGAUCAUCGACGGCCGCCGCUGCCGUUACGAACAAGCCAUCCGCUACUCGCUCCGCAUCCGCCUCCUCAUCCUCAUCGUCGGGCGCAGCAUCCUCUUCCGCUGCAACAACCGCAGCACCUUCCCGACCACCAACAGAAGCCGAACUCGCCGAGGCCCGUCAAGCAGCCAAAGCAGCCCGUCGACGCUCGCUCUACACCUUCGUCCCCACCAAACGCGAAGACGGUGAUGCCGACCGAUCCACCGGCAACGUCUCUUCCAACCUCCUCGCCAUCGGUUCUGCGACCGAUGGUUCCGAAGGCGAUGCAUCGACUUCAGCACCGAAGAAGCAACGUUUCCUCCGCGGUCUCACCGUACUCGUCGAUGUACGCGACCAGGAUGGAGAGGACGCCUCGGCGUGUUGGAUCGACAUGCUCAAGAACGCGGGUGCCAAGGUGAUGGUGAGGUUUGGAGAGAGGAAGUUGACGCACAUCGUGUACAAGAGUGGAAGGCCGAGUACGUUGCAUUCGUAUCGUGCGUUGGUGGAUCCGAAACCUCAUGUUGUGGGGAUUGGGUGGGUUGUGGCGUGCUUGGAACAAGGUCAGAAGGCAGAUGAAAAGCCGUAUUUGGUGGAAGUUGCUAAACAGGCCAUCUUCGCUCAGAGCGACAGACAACCUUUUCGAUCCGGAUACCCCGACGAGGACGUGCCGCUUGUGAAUGUCGAUAUGGUCGUCAUCGUCUUCGCUUGGGUUCAGGGCUGGGAUCGGGCACCUCGAAAGACCAGCUCUCUCCCGACACGGCUACGCCUAGCACGUUAUACGGUGAACUCUGUGUUGGACAAGGGGGUGUUGCCAACACAAAGAGAGGGCGCAUCCUUUGCGAGCUGCAGCCAAGAAGAGAUGCAAAUCUCGAAUACCAAAGGGCGAAGGCUGACUGUGACUUCUAUGCUUGGACAUCGACUCCCUAACAACGUGUUGCGUGCGUCGCAGUCAGCAACCGAGUCUUCAUUUCGACCCUCGUCCCUCGUGUAG
Messenger RNA from Pseudozyma hubeiensis SY62, 3150 nucleotides. RefSeq lists its product as hypothetical. Gene Ontology annotation, biological process: mitotic cell cycle. The record is from RefSeq and is a predicted model, not a curated record. The transcript has 4 exons. Lineage: Eukaryota; Fungi; Basidiomycota; Ustilaginomycetes; Ustilaginales; Ustilaginaceae. The coding region runs from base 1 to 3150 and encodes 1049 amino acids.